Messenger RNA from Oryza sativa Japonica Group (Japanese rice), 2489 nucleotides. NCBI's taxonomy places the organism in Eukaryota, Viridiplantae, Streptophyta, Magnoliopsida, Poales, Poaceae. The record is from RefSeq and is a predicted model, not a curated record.
ACGCUUUGAUGGGUUUUGGGUUUUUGUGCUGCUCCUUUUUCGUAACUGGCUCUCUCCUCCUCUGCUCCACUGCUGCUCCGCCUCUGCUCGUGUGAGCCCCCAGCCUCCAUUCCUGCCUGCCUGCCUGCCUCCUGCUGCUCCUCCCCGGAUCGAAAUCGAUCUCUCCUCUUCCUCCUCCUCCUCCUCUUCUCCAUCUCUCCAGAUUCCACAAGCCACGCGGGAUAUGCUGCUCUGAUUGAUCUCUCUCCACGUCGGGUCAGGUCUUCACCCUUGAGGGAAUUGUUUUCAUUAUCUUAUCAAAAUGGAGAAAAUGCAAAAGACGCAAUCAAGGAAAUCCAGCUCAUGGUGGUGGGAUAGCCAUAUUAGUCCAAAAAGUUCUAAGUGGCUCUCCGAUAACUUAGAAGUGAUGGAGACACAGAUAAAAGAAACGCUGGAGCUUAUUGAGGAAGGAGAACCCUCUGCAGAAAAGGCUGGGGUUCUUAUUACUCACGUACAGAACUUUCAGCAGAUGUAUCGUGUUCUUGCCAAGCGAUAUGGCAAUGUGACUGGAGAAUUGCGCAAAAAUAUCCCAUCAUCUCUGCAAUCAUCUGUCUCCUUUGGCAUCUCAGAAUCAGAUUCUGAGGCACAGUCUCCUUCAUCACCAGAGCGUGACUUGCAAGAGAAGAUGUCACAAAAGCAAAAACCGCGAUCAGAUUGCUUUGAUGUUUCUAUUGGCUCUGGUAUGAGUUCUGACGUAUCCAAGAAGGGGAGUGAUGGGUCUUCAUCAUCUUCAGAAUCUGAUUUAGAGCUUGAUGAGGCUAAAGAAGAAAAUGGCAAUAGCAUUUUUUAUGCCCUAAGUCAAAAAAUUAUUGAGCUUGAGGAUGAGCUUCAUGAAGUAAGGGGUAAACUUGAUGCUUCCGAGGAAAAGAACAUGCGUUGCCAUUGUAAUUUUGGUGCUAACUCAGAACUGUCUGAACAUGAGGAAAAGCAACAGGUUUCAGAUGUGGAAACCAGUAGCCUUCAGAAGGAUCUUGAUGAAGUCAAAAGUGAAAAGGAAGCAUUGGAAGCUGUUGUAUUGGUGAACAAAGAUGAAAUUGAUAGGCUGAAGGAAUCAAUGGUAUCGGCAGCCAAGCAGUUUGAAGUUGAACUUGCGCAUCGUGAUACUGAAAUUGAUAAGUGCAAACAGGAGCUUGAGGUACUUUCGGAGAAGUAUCUGCAUGAUAUAUCUGCUCUUGAGGCUGAAAUUGGAAAGCUCCAGGGAGUCAUCAAAACCUUUGAAGACGACUUUGCAAAAAUAUCACAGGAGAAAUUGAUGCUCGAAUCUCGGGUUGAAGAGCUUGAGCAGUCAGUUAACAGCUCAAAUUAUUCGGUUUCUGAGAUGGUUAAUCUGCAAGAACUAAUGAAGGAUACACAAGCAGAAUUAGAAAAGGUUUCACAGGAGAAAGAAGUGCUCAGAGAACGUGUUCUUGAAUUUGAGCAACUUUUGGGGGACUUUGAGAAUUCAGGCAUGGAGGUUGCAAAGCUACCAGAAACCAUCAAGAACUUGGGAGCCCAGAUAGAGGGAACACUACAGGAGAAAUCAGUACUCCAGGACAGGAUUAAGGAGCUGGAGCAGGCUGUCCAUGAUUCAUUGCAGAACCAUUCACUGGAGAAGUCCUCUCUGAGUGCUGAGCUUUCAAAAUUAUCUGAAGCCAAUGCUUCUCUUGAAGCCAAGUUGGCAUCCGUGGAGGCAGAGCUCAAACAAGUUUACGACGAAAAGGCUAAUGAAUCCCUCAACAGCGAGAAGGAAAUCUCCAGGCUGAAUCAAGAACUGGCCAAUGUCAAAACCGAUCUGGAAUUGCUGUUAUCCGAGAAAUCCCUGGUGGACAACAAAGUAACCACUCUACUAACCGACAUCACAACUCGCGAUGAAAAGAUGAAGCAGAUGGAUGAUCAACUGAAUCAGCUUCAGCUUGAGCAUUCCAAGCUAAUGGCACAGGCCGAUCUUGCCCGCAAGUCCCUGUCAGAACUGCAUGCUCGGGUAUGCGAGCUCGAGAAAGAGGUAGAGAUGCAGAAGCUUGUGAUCUCUGAGAGCGCCGAGGGGAAGCGCGAGGCGAUCAGGCAACUGUGCUUCUCACUCGAGCACUACCGCAGCGGCUACCAGGAGCUGCGGCAGCUGCUGCAUGACCAGAAGAGACCACUGGUGAUGGCAACAUGAACCAAAGCUAGUGAUCCUGAUGCCAUCCUUCUCGGAUGCUUUGUGGAUGUUUUCUGUCAAUGGCAAUGCAUGCUUUCCUGUGUCUCUCUCUCUCUCUCUUCUACCAGUAGCUUGCUGCUGCUCUAUAACUUGUGCACUGUUGCUUCUCCGGCUACUAAGAAUUCUGUGUUGUGUCUUGCAAUGUGAUGGGAUAAUCAAUAUCGUUUCUUGUGUACUCUUAUAACUGUCGUCAGGUAAUGGGCAUAGUGAUGUCUAUCAAUCUAUGCUUGAUCUUUGAAAGAUGAUAUGCAUAUCAGCUGUCAACUUUGUCAAA